UUUACAGGUACAACACCCCUUCACUUCAAAAUUGGACUCAUCCACUUUAAUUGACAGGUAUUUUAUGAAAAUACUUGUUAUUUUGUAUGAAUUCAGACAUUUAAGUGUAUAAAAAUGGGAGAUUUAAUGUGGGCAGGAUUAGGGUUUGUACUGUGUAUAUGUUCUUGCCUUUUGAUCGUCAUUGCCUUUUCGACCCCGUACUGGAUCGUACCUGAGGAAGGGGCUGUUGUUUCAACUCAGUUGGAGAAGCUCGGUUUGUGGGAAAUCUGCUUCUCGGGCUACUACGAUCAUCGGGAUAGUUUCGGCCGAACCUACAAUGGAUGUUGGUGGAUAUUUGCCAGGGAAUACGAUGCGAUCAGGAAAUAUCUCAUUACAGGUUGGUUCGCAACAACUCAAGCUUUAAUGACCGUCAGUAUGAUCCUUUCUCUUAGUUGUGUACUCUUUGGGUUACUCAUGCUCAUGAAAUGUUUGCCAACAAAGGCUCAGGUCUACUCCGCCAUAUUUACAACUAUAACAAACUAUCUUAUUUUUAUUAUGGUAGCAGUAGGACUGAUAUAUUUUGGUACGCACGCGGACACAGACAAGUCGUGGCUUAAGUUUCCAAAUCUACGGACUUUAUCCUGGUCUUUCUAUCUAGCAGCAAUAGGGGGUAUUUUUGCUUUAUUGGCAGCGAUGGCGUAUACCUUAUACUGGAUGAAAGUCAGGGUUGCGGGACGGGCUAGCACGGCGUACAGAGCACACGAGCUACGAACGUACAGACAGGACCGUUACUUUAGAUGAGGAAUUUUAUGAAAGAUAUUGUUGGUUUACAAACUUAAGAACAGACCUCUACUACAUUCCUGCAGAGAAUGUGUUUUGGCGAUCAAAAAUGGCAUAUUACAUUCUGUUCACUCGUGCACAUACGCACAAAGAUCAUUGAACACUAUACACAUACAGUUUAAAGGCCCAUUAUGUCCACAAAAAGCUUUUAUUUUUAUUUCUCUAAAGCUUUUUAUAUUUGGGGUCCUGUUAUAAUAGAGAAGGGUCUCAUGAAUCUAACCUUUGAAUUCGGGUUAUGAUUUCUUUCAAAAAGGCCGUUCAAUUGUUUUUGUUUUGUUUUGUUUUGUAACCAGUUUGUUUAGAUUUAGUUAUGGCUUUUCUUUUUCUGAAACGCAUAAUAUAUAAUAUGUGUAAAUUAUAAUAAAUUGCUUGGUUUCGUUAUUUUGUAUUCACUGAUAAGUAAACCUCGCAAAAAAUACAUAAAUACAAACGUUGCUGUCAACUCGUUAUUUGAUAUGAUCAUUCAUUCAAAAUGGAACCCAUGAUAAUUAAAAUUUUGAUCCGAUCAAAUUUUGCAUUAAUCUCAAAAUUUGGAUCAAUUCUCAGGAUAUAAGGAUGAUUUGUAAGAUGUGAGUCAAAAUCUGGAUCUUAUAAUAAAUCAAAUAUCUGAAUAUAUGUUUAUUUUCUAAGAGUUGAAUAUUUUCCCCCAUUAUUUAUACUCCGUGUUAGGUUUUAUAAAGAUAACGUAUUUUUUCAAACUUGAUAAUGACACAAUUUCAAACAUAUUUUUACUUACAUUUAGUAUAUAUUUUCCAUUCUGAGGGGU
Ruditapes philippinarum (Manila clam) is the source of this 1585-nucleotide messenger RNA. RefSeq lists its product as uncharacterized. Gene Ontology annotation, cellular component: membrane. The transcript has 3 exons. The record is from RefSeq and is a predicted model, not a curated record. Lineage: Eukaryota; Metazoa; Mollusca; Bivalvia; Venerida; Veneridae. Bases 115 to 780 code for a protein of 221 amino acids.